UCUGUAGCCCGAAUGAAGUAAAGCUAUCUGUGACUUCUAUAUAAAAUCUUGAAGGUGCUUACAGUCAUGUACAAAAUUAAUAAAACAAAGACAGUUCUUAUUCGUCUUUUUUCAAACACAAAGGUGAAAUGGUCACUACUCUGCAGCCGGCAGACUGCAAAGUCUCUACUUUUGCGCACACGUUGCGCAGGUAGAGAGUGUAAAAAAUCCACCAGUGGUAUUCUAUAGCGCGCCCGCACAACGAAAUAAUCUACGUCGUUGUCAGACAAUUAGCAUCUUUCAAGAGUCUGAAUGUAACCGUCCGCUGUGAAUAUUAACAAGUUCAAAAUGCGCGACUUUAAUACAGAAACAACCAAUAUAAUUAACUGUGGCUAAACUCAGAAUGAGUCGUAUUGUUUGAUUAUAUUUUGUCCAUGAUUGUAAUUAUUAAAUUUUGUGUUGUAGAAUGCAGGUCAGUUGAUUUUCACAUUCUCUAUGUGAAUUAUGUUUUACUAUCUUUGUCUAUUAGGUUUCCGUGCUGUGCUUUGUGUCGCGCCGCUAGAGGUUUAAUUUUGAUGGGGUAAACGAGCAAUGUCUCGAUUAUUCACUGGUGUACGAACUCACCUUGUGUCACGUAGAAUUUUUGUUUAGAUGUCAACCUUAAAAAAAGAAGGGAAGAGAUUAAUAAUUGUGUCAUGAGGGAAAUUGUAGAAAGGGAAAAAAUAAUUCCGUAAAGAAUAUCAAUUUAUGACUGGUAAUGUUUCAGUUUUCCAUGAUAAAUCAUUUCAAAAGACAACAAAAAAUUGUUAUUCGCACUUUAAUAACCUUACACAGACAUACGUCCCCCCCCAGCCUCGAAACUAUUUUGUUGAAAAACAGCAAUGUGGCUAAAAUUAGGAAUCUUUUUCUCCGUUGCCUUGAUUCUUAUAAAAAGGAUCGUGCAUCUUACCAUCUUCAUUAUGUUGAAACGAGAAGCUAACCAAGACAUUUAAUCUAUUAUCUAAGAGAUUUGUAGUUUGUUUCUUUAAGUUAUAGCAUACUAGACAAGCAUGGUGGUUACACUUGGUGUAGACAUUGGAACGACUUCCGUAAAAACAUGUUUGGUUGAGGAUGGGCAUGUUCUCGGUGCCGUAAAAUGUUCUCACAAUGCAAAAAUUAUCGAGGAUAACCGACCUAUGUCACAUCUGUUUGAUGAACAAGAUCCUUUACUGAUACUAAAAGCUUUAGAUGACUGUUUAGAAAAGAUACCUUGUCACCAAGCCUCUAGUAUUCGAAUAUGCGGACAAAUGCAUGGCGUAGUGCUAUGGAAUCCGGUUAAUGUUCCAAAGUGUAACACAAACUUAACAUUGAAAUGUUUGUACCAAUCUGCCAUUACUGAUGUUAGCCGUCUUAUAACAUGGCAAGACAAACGUUGUCAUCAGGAUUUCUUGAAAAAUCUACCAUGCAGUCCGUCGUUCUGCAAAAUAGCAACUGGCUAUGGUAUUGCUUCAUUGUUGUGGUUGAAGAGAAAUCAAAAACUUCCUGAUACAUAUACAUUGUGUGGUACAAUUAUGGACUUUGUAGUUUGGUUGUUAACACAAACAAAAUAUGUUUAUAUGACCACUCAUAGCGCGAAUAGCUGGGGAUAUUUUGACGUCAGCAAAGCAUGCUGGGAAGUAGAACAAAUACCAGAAUUGGCACAUCUUCUGCCUAGAAUUGUUUCUGUCGGUCAUCGAUCUGGAAGUCUGGUAACGAAGUUGCAUGGCAUGGCCACCGAUACAGUUGUGUAUACAGCGCUCGGUGAUAUGCAGUGUUCAAUACAUUCAUCUACACCUGCACCUAACGAAGCUAUCUUAAAUAUCGGUACAUCCUCCCAGUUGUCGUUUAUGCUAAAAAAUGACGCUUGCACUAUAAAAGCAAUUCGGGACAAAUGUCAUUCACUGGAUUGCGUACCUUAUAAGAAUAAUGACGUCAUAAUAACAGCUGCAUCACUUACAGGUGGAAAUGUACUAGACAAUUUUGUCUCGACGGUACAGUCUUGGUUGUUGGACUUAGAAUGUAAUUCAGCUAUGGGAAAGCAAGACCUUUUUAAGAAACUUGAAGACCUAGCAAAUACGUUCAGAAAGACGAAGUCUAAUACACGGACUUGUUUAGUAAUAGACCCUUGUGUAUUUGGAGAAAGAUAUUCACCCAAUUCUCUCGCAAGUGCUACUAAUAUCACUACUUAUAACAGUUCGCUGGGGGAAAUCACAUGGGCAUUACAUAGAGGGAUUAUUGAAAACUUAUCAACCAUGCUUCCGGUAGAAUUAUUAAAAAAACAUGGAGUUGAAGCUGUUGUAGGAACAGGUGGAUUUUUAGUUGAGAACUGUAUCCUAAAAGAAGCAAUCGAAGAGGUGUAUAAACUACCGUUGCGUGUAUCAAGCGAUAGCGACGCAGCAUACGGUGCAGCAAUGUUUUGAUCCCUGAACAGUAUCGACAGUCAUUGUCGCAUCAUUAUGGUUGAUCGAGUUUUUACAUUGGGAUCUAUCCACAUCCAGAUUUUUUGCCCUAACUUGGAAUGAAUUAUUUAGCUGUUUUUAUAUUUUUGUUAUUUAAUUUAAGAAGACUUGAAACAGGAA
Molecule: messenger RNA, 2576 nt
Organism: Hydractinia symbiolongicarpus
Lineage: Eukaryota; Metazoa; Cnidaria; Hydrozoa; Anthoathecata; Hydractiniidae
Product: sedoheptulokinase-like
Exons: 4
Coding region: 1029-2417 (462 amino acids)
Biological process (GO): carbohydrate metabolic process
Cellular component (GO): cytosol
Molecular function (GO): sedoheptulokinase activity
Source: RefSeq, a predicted model, not a curated record